Messenger RNA from Hevea brasiliensis (rubber tree), 1017 nucleotides. RefSeq lists its product as uncharacterized. NCBI's taxonomy places the organism in Eukaryota, Viridiplantae, Streptophyta, Magnoliopsida, Malpighiales, Euphorbiaceae. The record is from RefSeq and is a predicted model, not a curated record. The transcript has 4 exons. Bases 151 to 747 code for a protein of 198 amino acids.
AGCAUAAAACCAAGCGCCUGCAUCUCAGGCGCCAUUUCCUCUCUUUUUUCCUUUCCUUCCUUUCUCUGCAUUCUACAAACUUGAAACAAAAACUUUUAGCUUAAGCUUCCAAUGAUUUGAAGCUGUAAUGCCAAACAGGACCUAAAUGAAAUGGCUUCUCUUCACAUAUUGAAAUCCACUCUCUCUCCAAUUUCCCUUUCAGGCCCGUAUUUUCCCGGGAAAUCGGAUUCCAGGAAAGCAAUUCUCAGGUUGAGAAGUUUUAGUGCUGGGAGCUCUAAAAGAUGCUUCCAGAGACUGAAGUUUAGGGUUAACUGUUCAGUACAAGAAGGAGAUAAUAAUACCAAUGGUGAGGAACCACCGGAAUCGUUGUUCAUGAAGGAGCUGAAGAGGAGGGGAAUGACUCCGACUUCAUUGCUUGAGGACACCAAUAGAGGAAGCUAUGGAGUGGAGGAUGAGAUAAAGCUCGGAGAAGAGGAUAGAGGCUUUUCUAAAAGAAACGCUGUUUCAACUGAAUUUGGUCAAAGCCUUUCUAAUCAGAGAGAGCGUUCCAUGGCAUUGAACAGUGAAGGCCUUGAGGGUUUAAUUCCUCGUGCUAAACUUUUGCUUACAACUGGAGCAACCUUCUUUUUGGGAUUUUGGCCAUUGAUUCUCAUAACUGUGACAUUCUUCUUUGCUCUCUACAUUUAUUUUGGACCGAAUUUUGUCCAUGAUGCAAGCAAGACGCCCACGUCACCAUAUGUCGAUUGAUCCAUAUGAAUUGCUGGAAGAUGAAAGAAUAUCACAAAUAGCUCCUAGUUUAAAAUGAAGGAGAAAAUAUUUGUAGGAACAUCGAAUUCUUAAAUCUGGCGAAGCAGAUCUCUGUAACUUUCUUUGAAUCCUUGUUAAUUCUUUCCUAUGUAAAUACUUCAUACCUAUAACAGGCAAGAACAACUCUUAACAGGUUAAUUUUCAGUAUCUUUCAUUGUAUUUUUAAUCCAGUUGCUUGUUUAAUAAGCAUGACUGACUUCACUCUUGUUU